Morone saxatilis (striped sea-bass) is the source of this 1646-nucleotide messenger RNA. RefSeq names its product MOB kinase activator 3A (gene mob3a). Gene Ontology annotation, cellular component: cytoplasm; nucleus. The coding region runs from base 368 to 1018 and encodes 216 amino acids. Gene Ontology annotation, molecular function: protein kinase activator activity. Gene Ontology annotation, biological process: positive regulation of protein phosphorylation; signal transduction. NCBI's taxonomy places the organism in Eukaryota, Metazoa, Chordata, Actinopteri, Moronidae. The transcript has 4 exons. The record is from RefSeq and is a predicted model, not a curated record.
AGCUUGCCGAUGGUGUACUUUUCGUUUCGCAGGGAGGAGUUAGACGUUAGUUUCUCUAUUAAAGUGACAUGUUUAUUUGAAUUAACAGAAAGUAUACAACAUGUAUCGCACCGUGUAUCCAUAAUGUAGUCGGAGUGAAGCUAUUGAUCAGAAAAGAAGGUGAUUUUUCGAUUAAAUUCAUAUAGAAAAAAAAAAAAAAAGAUCGAAGGAAACUGACGGAACAGGAAGACGGAACAAGAUCAGAAAGCAAAAGAAGGUCCAAAACAAAACCUCUGCACUGGUUGUUGACACAACCUGCUUCCACUUCAACAGUAAACAAUUCACCAGAAGCAUUCGAACGAAUCGGCGGCCGCCACCACAUGCAACAAUGUCCAUGGCCCUGAAACAAGUCUUCAACAAAGACAGGACAUUCCGGCCCAAGCGCAAGUUUGAGCCCGGGACGCAGCGCUUCGAGCUGCACAAGAAGGCCCAGGCGUCUCUGAACGCCGGGCUGGACCUGAAGCAGGCCGUGCAGCUGCCCCACGGCGAGGACCUCAACGACUGGGUGGCCGUCCACGUGGUCGACUUCUUCAACCGCAUCAACCUCAUCUACGGCACCAUCAGCGACUCCUGCACCGACCAGACCUGCCCUGUCAUGUCCGGCGGGCCCAAGUACGAAUACCGCUGGCAGGACGAGCACAAGUACAAGAGGCCGACGGCACUGUCCGCCCCGAAGUACAUGAGCCUGCUGAUGGAUUGGAUUGAGGUACAAAUCAACAAUGAGAACAUCUUCCCCACCAAUGUCGGUACUCCCUUCCCUAAGACCUUCAUGCAGGUGGCUAAGAAGAUUUUGUCUCGUCUGUUCCGGGUGUUUGUCCACGUCUACAUCCACCACUUUGACCGCGUGAGCCAGAUGGGGGCCGAGGCUCACGUCAAUACCUGCUACAAGCAUUUCUAUUACUUUGUCACUGAGUUCAACCUCACGGAUCACAAAGAGCUGGAGCCUCUGAAAGAGAUGACCUCUCGGAUGUGUCACUGAAGGAGCACACCAGUCGACACAAGUGGGGCGAACGCAUCCGUCCAUCUAGAAGCUUGCAGCAGAGAACAUAAAAAAGAACAAACAAAUUCAAAAAAGAGUCUAUUUUUAUAUUUAAGUACUGUAAUCUAUUUUAGCCACAUACUGUAGGUUUCAACCAAGAACCUGGUCUUAUGAGGUGUUCUCUUCCUUUUUAAAAAGUUUUCAUCAGAGCACAGUAUUAAGAGGUAUGUUUGUGUUGAUGUUUUUCUAUUUUAUUUGAAUCUCAAUCAUUCCAAGAUGCUUCUGUCUUCCUCUCUGUUUUAAAACGAUCUAAAACUAGUACGAUUUCUUACUGUACGUCUAUAAAAUCAUUAUGUUGUUGCAUUAAAAUUAUUCUCUUCUCUGUUAUAAUUUGAAUUGGGUAAUCAGUAUAUAAAUGAAAACUGACUGGUUAUCUUUUCUGAAGCUAAAAGUACUGGGCUACAGCCUGAGCUAAUCAAUUGUUUUUUUCCUCCAGGCUGUCAACAGUUCAGUUUUACCACUCAUGUCUGUACAUUCAAUGCAGUAAUGUAGCUUUUUUUUAGGCAGAGAAAGUAUUAUGUACAAAUGUUACAAAUAACAAUGAGAAAAAUACAUUUCUGUUUCUGUU